Podospora pseudopauciseta is the source of this 513-nucleotide messenger RNA. RefSeq lists its product as uncharacterized. The coding region runs from base 1 to 513 and encodes 170 amino acids. NCBI's taxonomy places the organism in Eukaryota, Fungi, Ascomycota, Sordariomycetes, Sordariales, Podosporaceae. The transcript is spliced from 2 exons. The record is from RefSeq and is a predicted model, not a curated record.
AUGCAUCUUUCUACUGCCAUCAUCACCUUUGCUCUUAGCCUGGUCGUCUCUUCUGAGAGUCUUGUCCGCCCCUGCGGCCUUGAAUUGGAACGAUGCCAGACAGGAUGGAUCUGUCAGAGACUUGAGCGAUCGCCCACCGGCGAGGGAAUCUGUGUUCGACUUCCUCUACAUGUUCCCCUUCCCAUACGGACAACGCUUGUCACCUCACGGGCAACAACAACAACCACAACAACAACAACAACAACACCGAAACCAACACCGACAUUUCAGUCUUGCGGUGGCUUUCGCGUGAACCCUGCCACCUGCCCCAAAGGUCAGAUUUGCGUGGACAAUCCUUACGUGGAGGGAUGCGGUAUGGCUUGUGACAAACCGGGAAUCUGCGUUGACCCUGGCGAGUUUUGCGGAGGCUUUGCUGGCUUCCGGUGCAAGGGUGACAGAGUCUGUAUCGAUGAUCCGCGCGAUGACUGCGAUCCUGGCAACGGCGGUGCCGAUUGCGGCGGUAUCUGUGUCUAA